AUGUUAAGGUACGCCUGCCUGCAACACAUGAAGGCUACCUUUGAGGCCACAAUUGCCAGUGAUUUUUUCAUUCAGCUGCCAACUGACGCUGUCCUGUCCCUACUGGAGUCAGAGGACCUUCAAGUGGACAGCGAAGAGACCGUCCUCAAGGCGAUUGGACGAUGGGUCAGUCCACUCGGCGAAGUGGAUGAAACACGAAUUGUGCACGCGGAAGCGAUGAUGAAGGAAGUGCGGUGGGAUAAAUUUGAUACCGAAUUCCGGUACAGCCUACAGGAUGACGACAAAGGCUUUUGGAAUAAAAACUUGGGAUGUUCAUGGUACCAACUGCCAAAUUCGAAACGAAAAAGGGAAUGCGCUGCCAUGGUUGCACUGCCAGACGGACGCGUGUUUGUGAUUGGCGGAGUAGUUAAUUGUUUGACAUACAGCAAAUCAGUGGAGACAUGCCAUCUCCGGGAGCCAGCGGACUGGCAAGGAGAACUUAAAGCAUCGAACGUCUUUUGGAAAGAUGUUGCUGACAUGCUAGAGCUACGUCGAGACCACGCGGCAGUUGCAUUCAGAGACAGUAUUUUCAUUGCUGGGGGCAGCAAUGUCGAGGGGUAUUUGAACACAGUCGAUGUCUUCACCCCGCCCGACAACCAGAGACCGUUGGGACAGUGGACGCGUCUCGGUGGCUGGGACACGGGAAGGCCAACUGCUGCUCUCGUUCCCAACGGUUCGCGUGAACUAAGCAUCAGUCCUCAUGUGUGUUUGUAUGCUGGUCUUGUCGAAGAUGAGAUUGUUCGUUUCGAAAACGAAACCCCAAACUUGUCACCGCGAUAUCCCUAUGUUGGAUCUUCAGGCAGAUACAAUGCGUGA
Molecule: messenger RNA, 855 nt
Organism: Dibothriocephalus latus
Lineage: Eukaryota; Metazoa; Platyhelminthes; Cestoda; Diphyllobothriidea; Diphyllobothriidae
Source: the annotation of a GenBank genome assembly